Humulus lupulus (European hop) is the source of this 845-nucleotide messenger RNA. RefSeq lists its product as uncharacterized. The transcript has 2 exons. The coding region runs from base 87 to 647 and encodes 186 amino acids. The record is from RefSeq and is a predicted model, not a curated record. Lineage: Eukaryota; Viridiplantae; Streptophyta; Magnoliopsida; Rosales; Cannabaceae.
AAACCAAUUCCACCACCAAGCAAAAUCAACAGCUCAAAGAAAACUUAUACUAAAAACCCUUCUUUUAUCUUUCUCAUUCGAUCACCAUGGCCUCAAUGCACUGCUACAAGCCAGCCAGUGAGAACUGCCAGGAAAAAUGCCUCGACAACUGUUACGGCCACAGCAAGCCUAACAGUACUGGAUCGUACUACUCCGGCCAUUCAAUGGCUGGCCUUGGCCAGACCCACAACGCUUCCCUCGGUCAGAGUUGCUACCCUGACCAUACCGUGGCCAAGCCAAACAUGAACUCCACCUACGGCCAAGGCUAUGGCCACCACAUGAUGACUGGCCAGUACGGUCAGCCCAUGGCUAAGCCAGCCCCGGGCCAGUCUUACGGCAUGGGCCCCGCACCUUCUCACGGCAUGGGAAUGAUGUCUCAUGCUCACAGCAGCAUGAGCCAUGCAGCUCAUGGCCAGAACCACCACGGCUAUGCCGAGCACCAAUCAUACGGUUCGCACGGUAUGAUGGGUGUUGGUGGUUGCCAUGAGAAGAAGGCCGAUCACUACGGCAAGAAGAAAGACAGGAGUCACAGGAUGAUGAACAAGCGCCGUGACUGCAACCGUAGCGGGGACAGCAGUGGUAGCGACAGUGACAGCGACUGCAAUUAAAGAAGCUUGAAGAAUGUGCAGUACUACAAGGAUUGGAGAAUAUAUAUCUAAUGUGAGUACUGUGAGGAAGUCAUAAGGGUAUUACGUAUGCCUAGUAAAAUAAUGACAAUAUAUAUGUCUUUUCAUGUUAGAAUAAACGCUUUCUAUUGUAUUGCGUGUAAAGUCGAUCAUGAAUAAGAUAUAUAUAAUUCUAAGCUA